AUGUGUCCACCGACACUGCAAAGUGGGCCCUGGCACAUCCCGGCCGAAGUCUUCAUCUUCGCUUCAUUCGCUGUCCUGCUCCUUCAUCGGCAGCCGACGGCGCACACGACCAUCACUGCAGUCCACUCGGCCAGUCAAGUGACGAGAGAAGGCGAGUCGGCGCGACGAGAGCGUUUCUGAAACACGCGCACACUUUCGGUCAGUCAAGAUGCCAUCUUCAUCAUCUGUGACUCUGUGCUUCUCUGCGCCUCUCUGCUUCCCUGUCCAUGAUGGUUUUCGCUCAUCAGGUGCGCCACAUUUGACUCGCCCGAGCGAACGGCGCAGCUGCAGGACGACUUCGGAGCAGCAAGGUUCGGAGCAGCAAGGUGAGGUUCAUCCCACUCAAGGGGAGUGGAAGGAGGAGGGAGGAGGGCGCGCCAAGCUAGCAGAUCUCCUCCUUGAUCUCGCAGCCGCUCCUCGAAGCGUGACCUGAGCCAUUCUGCUCACCAAGUACGCGUGUAAGAUGCAUCCCCGGCUGUACUUGCAUCGCUUUUGCAUCUGCUGAUGUUGCGUGUGUGUGUGCAGGCCAAGUUCGGGACACCCCCGUGCUCUUCUGCCUUGUCGGCAUUGGCUGAUGCUGAACACGGUGGAGUGAGGUCCAUUCACGAUGCAUUCGGCGACCUUUGAGGUCCGACCCAUCAGUGAAGAAAAGGGAUCAGGUAGGUGUGGGAUAGUCGAGAAAGACGCCUCUUUCUGUCUUGGUUGUGUCCUCUCCUUGCGAUUCGGCAGGUCUGGUGGCUCUUCGCAACGUGGCAGCUGGAGAGGUUUUUCAUUCAGAGUGGCCUUUCUGCGUCGUGCAGCACCCCGCAAAGUGAGCGAAAUGAGUGAGCGAGCGAGUGAGAGCGUCACGAUGUUUGCCUGUUCAGCUCAGCGUUCAUCCGCGCGUGCACCCGCUGCUGCCGGUUUGCGGGCACGUGUGGCCUGCAGCUUGCGACGCUCUUCUCUGGCACUGUAGAGGAGGCUGUGUUGAACGAGCUGCCGUCGGUUUGGGGGCAGGAGAAGCUGUCAGAUGUGGUGGAGUGCCCGCAGGGGUGUGGGGAGGUCUAUUGUGGCCAGGAGUGCCGGGCUGCCGACUGGAAAGACAACCACAGUGAGCACCAAACAGCCAAAAGUGCCGAUGUGCUGACAAGUCCAUCUCUCUCUCUCUCUCUCAUCGUUCAGACUUCAUGUGCGUGGGGCCACUGGAUGAUGAUGCUCCACUGGUACGCCAACCACGUGUACAGCGUGUCCUGCCAUUGGCUCGUGCAUGCACCUUCUGUGUGCUUCCACGUGCAGGUGCAGUUCAAGCAGCUGGCGAUCGAGUAUGCAGACACGCUUCUGCUGGCGGGCAAGGUUUUUGCAUCCCUCGUCAACCGUGCGCAGCAGAGGGGGCGCGGGGCGGAAGCUGUGCGGGAGGGAAUGAACGAGCUCAUGGGUUUCACCCAGGGGAAAUGGGACGAUGUGGCCAGGCCGGCGGGGGCUACAGACGAACAUGGGGAAGGAGAGGUGGGCGCACACGCAUUCACGUGGAGGAUGAGGUGGAGCGGACUGUGCAGUGAGGUGUGUUGUGAUGGUCAGACGCUGAGGCUGCAAGUGCUAGCAGAAGCCUUCGAGCUGCUCAAGGUCAGCACACACACAGAGAGAGAGGGAGGUGUGUGUGUGUGUCUGUCGGGCACCGUCCGUGAACAUGCAUUUGUUCAGGCUGCGUUGCUGCCCGCAUCCCCUUUGUUCGCCCCCCUCUUCGAAAGCGACGAAUUCCUCUCAAGACUGCUCGGUGACUGACGGACUCACAGACAGACAGGCAGAGGGAGGGCGGGAUGAUCCGCGUCUGUCCUCCUGCAUGGCAGGUAUGUUCGAGAGGAACAACAUUGACGUUGAGAUUCAGUCUCCCCUCAAGCAGCUCUGCCACUCAUGGGCACAGCAGCCACCGCCAGCAGCAUCCUCAUCCUCAUCCUCAUCAGUCGGAGCCGCAGCAGCCGGCCCCGCCAGCAAUCCGGCCUUGCGACGGCUGCUGGAAGCAAAAACGGUCGUCAUGCGGUGGGUCACACACACGAAGUGGAUGGGUCGAUGGGUCAACGAACAGACACAAUGGUGUGUGUGAAGGUACGAGUGGGAUGAGGACGAGACGGGCAACUACCAGUCGACUGCAGCAGACACCUCACCCGACGACGCACACAUGGACGAAGAGACGGAAGAUGACGAUGAGGCCGACGAGGCGGCCGACGAGCAGCGGCUGGCAUCGAUCCGGGAGGACGUCAGGAAUCUCACCAUGGAGCAGCUGCUGGCCGAGGAGUGGCCCAACUUCCACGGCACGGCGUUCUUCCCCUCUGUGGCGCGCGUCAACCACUCGUGCGUGCCGAACAUCAAGGUGUGUCAGAGAGCACCGCACACACGGCACGGCAAUGUGUGUGCGCAUGUUGUCUGCUGCUGUGUGAUACGUGGGUGCAGAUGGCCUAUCCACGAGGCACGUGUGAGGUGUGCUUCGGUGCGCUGAGAGGCAUCUCGUGUGGAGAGGAGAUGUCCACCUCCUACAUCGACAGCGAGGCGCCGCGCGACGUCAGACAGACGAACCUUCUGGAGUAUGGCUUUGUGUGCCGGUGUGACAAGUGUGAGAGUGAGGCCGCGCGUGUCAACUUGAGGCGGUAGGUAGCUGAUUGAUUUGAGAGGUUAGACUCAAGCGUAGGGCCCUCUUGCACCCGCGCGUGUGACUGUUGUGGUGAUGGUUUGGCUGUGUCGCGUCGGGAGACUGACAACGUUCCUGCCUGCCUGCCUGCCUGCCUGCUCUAUAUGACACACGCAAUUGAAUGAAUUGAGCCGAGUGUCAGUG
Molecule: messenger RNA, 2845 nt
Organism: Vitrella brassicaformis
Lineage: Eukaryota; Vitrellaceae
Source: the annotation of a GenBank genome assembly